This is a messenger RNA of Acanthochromis polyacanthus (spiny chromis), 1315 nucleotides long. It is a transcript of the gene cby1, whose product is annotated as chibby homolog 1 (Drosophila). The transcript has 5 exons. Bases 190 to 567 code for a protein of 125 amino acids. The record is from RefSeq and is a predicted model, not a curated record. NCBI's taxonomy places the organism in Eukaryota, Metazoa, Chordata, Actinopteri, Pomacentridae.
ACGCAUGCGCAGUAGCAAGCAUGUUUGGAAAGAAAAGAAGCUCGACCACCACCAUAGGAGCUUAAAUAAAUAGACUGUAUGGAGGUAAAUAUGUAGCCUUGUAUUUUCAGUGAGACAACAACGACUAACCUAUCUGGGAAGCACUCGACAGUUUCAAUUAAAUGUCAGGACCUUAAGAAAUCACUGAAAAUGCCACUCUUUGGAAACACAUUCAGUCCGAAGAAGACGCCUCCUCGCAAAUCUGCAUCUCUGUCCAGCCUUCACACGCUGGAUCGUUCAACAAGAGAAAUAGAGCUGGGUCUUGAGUAUGGGCCUCCUAUGAUGAACAUUGGAGGUCAGAGUUGGAAAUUUGAAGAUGGACAAUGGAUAACAGAAUCUGGUGGAAAUGCGUCUGGUAGGGAGGUGCAGCGGCUCAAGAAAAGAAAUGUCCAGUUGGAGGAGGAGAAUAACCUCUUAAAACUGAAGAUUGAAGUUCUCCUUGACAUGUUGACUGAGACCACAGUAGAAUACCAUCUGAUGGAGAAAGAAGUGGAAGAUAUAAAGACUCAACAUCGAAGGAAAAAGUGACAGGCUAUUCUGAUCCCUACAUCCAAAUAAAUGUUCAUAAAAUGGAAUGAACUGAUCUUACGUUUACAGAUCAUGUGAACUUUGUUGAUGUAAAAAAAAAGAGGUUACAGGAUGAAAUAGUGAGCUCAUACUUUUUCUCACAAUGAGGACUUCUUGUGUUGGACAUUUUAGCUAAUCAGAUUUAGUGACUUCCUAUAUUUAUUCUUUCCUGCAUUUGUUCAUGAUUUCACCAUAAAUCUGAGUCAGCUGUGAAGAUCUUUGUUGAAUUCACAGCCAGUUUUCUACUCUUUGUACAUAUGUUUGACAUGUACCAGCUGGCAUUCUCCUUUGUAAACUUUCAUAUUGUAUUCUUUUUGUAGAUUAAAAGUAAAUUUAAUUGCAACGAAACAGUUGUUUUUCUUAUUUUAACAUUUAUUUUUUUGAAAAUUACCGGAAUCGCCCUUUGGAUCAAUACUUUCUUUCAUUGUAACAAAUGAAGAAUGACAAAGAAACUGCUGACAGGAAAAGAGAAAGGCUUUGUUCACUAUUUUCCUCCAGCUUGACACAAUUGAGGCAGAUGUGUUAUAUAGUCUAUACGACUACAUCAUGAUCAUAUAAUGUCAGUGUGGGGGAAAAACCAUACCAUGGGAAAUAAAUGUGUUUUUCUCUCCUUCUGGAUCACUAUUGUGAAUCAGAAAUAGUAGCUUUACCAGUAUUGUGAUGCACUGCUUUUAUAGUUAUUCCUCAGUAAAAUUCAGUUUGAAAUUUC